AGGAACAUCUACAAAAAUGCAAUCCCUUCGUGGCAAACCCCGCGGAAUGCUCUCGCAUCUCCUCCUCCUCCUCACUUCCCCCUCCUCCCCCAUCAUCCUCACCACCUCCACCUCACGCCCCAAUCCCCAAAACCCCACUCUCCUCCUCCGCUCAUCAUCUCCCCUCUCUCCUCCUCCUGCUUCUCCUCUUCCCCUCCCCCGCGCCUCCCUCCUCGGCGCUCCGCCCCACCUUCGCUCCAGAAGAAGCUUCUCCUCGGCGGCGGCCAUGGCGGACGAGCCCGUCUCGUACAUCUCGCAGAAGGACGCGGCCGAGAUCGACGAGGCCCUCAUGGGGCCCCUCGGGUUCAGCGUCGACCAGCUGAUGGAGUUGGCCGGGUUGAGUGUGGCCGCGGCGAUCGCGGAGGUUUAUAAAUUAAGUGAAUAUAGUCGCGUGCUUGCUAUCUGCGGUCCAGGAAAUAACGGUGGUGAUGGUCUGGUGGCUGCUCGCCACCUCUAUCAUUUUGGAUAUAAACCCUUCAUUUCUUAUCCCAAACGGACAUCGAAGCCUCUCUAUUCUGGCCUCGUAACGCAGCUUGAAUCACUGUCGAUCCCAUUCUUGUCUGUUGAAGACCUGCCACAAAACUUAUCAGAUGAUUUCGACAUUAUAGUGGAUGCGAUGUUCGGGUUCUCAUUUCAUGGGACACCAAGGCCACCUUUUGAUGAUCUCAUCCAAAGGCUUGUGGCCUUGAAAGCUUUUGAUAAUGCGCCCAAAAAAUCGCCACCAAUUGUUUCAGUUGAUAUUCCUUCUGGGUGGCAUGUGGAAGAAGGAGACAUCAACGGUGAAGGAAUUAAACCUGAAAUGCUGGUGUCGUUAACUGCUCCAAAGCUGUGCGCAAAAAAAUUUGCUGGGCCUCACCAUUUUCUAGGGGGUAGAUUUGUUCCACCAGCGAUCAUAGAUAAGUAUGGACUCCGACUACCUCCUUAUCCUGGCACUUCAAUGUGUGUUAGAAUCGGAAAACCCCCUUCUGUUGACAUCGCAUCACUUAGAGAGAACUAUACUUCUCCUGAACUUCUUGAAGAUCAAGUGAUGGCUGACCCUGUGGAUCAGUUUCAAAUAUGGUUUGAUGAAGCUGUUUCUACUGGCUUGCGUGAGCCAAAUGCUAUGGCUUUAUCGACUUCCGGCAAGGAUGGAAAGCCUUCAUCAAGAAUGGUCCUGCUAAAAGGAGUUGAUAAACAAGGUUUUAUUUGGUAUACCAAUUAUGAAAGCAGAAAGGCCCGUGAGCUGUCUGAAAAUCCUCAUGCGUCCCUUCUUUUCUAUUGGAAUCAUCUCAACCGUCAGGUAAGAAUUGAAGGCUCUGUUGAGAAAGUCUCUGACGAAGAAUCUGAGAGAUAUUUCCACAGUCGCCCUCGAGGAAGUCAACUUGGUGCAGCAGUCAGCAAGCAGAGUGCUGUUUUAGCUGGAAGGCAUGCGAUUCACCAAGCAUACAAGGAAUUGGAAGAAAGAUAUUCUGAUGGAAAGGUAAUCCCCAAACCAGAUUACUGGGGAGGUUACAGAUUAACUCCAAGAUGUUUCGAGUUCUGGCAAGGACAACCUUCUCGUCUCCAUGAUCGGCUACAGUACGUACUAAGAGAAGUAAAUGGAAGCCAAGUAUGGCAAAUUGAGAGGAAGGAACAACUACAACUACAAACUAUAUACUUCUCAUCUCUCUAGUUAUAAUGUUCCCUGCUUAAUCUGAAUCAAGUAGGUGUAGAUUCACCACCAAAUGGGCAUUUAACUUCUUAAUAUAUAUGGCUAAAAUUAUUAAAGGUUGUAUGCUCAAACAUUUGUAUGUCGUGGAAAGAAACUGAUAAGAGACUCAUAAAAGCCACCAAUAAUUUUCUGCUUCUCGAGGAAGCAGAAGCUUUUCCACUC
Messenger RNA from Ananas comosus (pineapple), 1891 nucleotides. RefSeq names its product pyridoxine/pyridoxamine 5'-phosphate oxidase 1, chloroplastic. The record is from RefSeq and is a predicted model, not a curated record. Lineage: Eukaryota; Viridiplantae; Streptophyta; Magnoliopsida; Poales; Bromeliaceae. Gene Ontology annotation, biological process: pyridoxine biosynthetic process. Bases 17 to 1690 code for a protein of 557 amino acids. The transcript is spliced from 14 exons. Gene Ontology annotation, cellular component: mitochondrion. Gene Ontology annotation, molecular function: pyridoxamine phosphate oxidase activity; FMN binding; NAD(P)HX epimerase activity.